Adineta steineri is the source of this 456-nucleotide messenger RNA. The record is from the annotation of a GenBank genome assembly. Lineage: Eukaryota; Metazoa; Rotifera; Eurotatoria; Adinetida; Adinetidae.
AUGGCAGCAUUAAAACGUUCAGUUGAUUUAAGUAAUGAAGAAUUUAAACAAGCUUGGGAAGAUGUUAGAAAUGAUGCAACAGAUACGAAUUGGAUUUUAUUAGCUUAUGGAGAACAUGGUGAAAUUCAACUUCGUGGUAAAGGUCCAGGUGGAUUAAAAGAUAUGAAAAGAAAACUUCAUGAUAAUCAAAUAUAUGUUGGUGUUAUUCGUGUUAAAGCAGUCGAUGAGCAUGGAAGUCAUAGAGCUAAAUUUGUAUAUAUCAAUUAUGUAGGAACGAACGUACCUACAUUACGUGCUGCUCGAGCUUCAACACAUAAAUCUGAUUUUGAACGAUUUUUUCAUGGUUAUCAUAUUCAGAUAUAUGCUAAUUCUCUCGAAGAAAUAUCCGAAGAAAAUAUAACUGCAUUAUUACAAUCCUGUGCUGGUGCACAUCGACCUCAAGCUUAUGAAUUUUAA